Messenger RNA from Siniperca chuatsi (mandarin fish), 5243 nucleotides. RefSeq names its product RPGRIP1 like (gene rpgrip1l). NCBI's taxonomy places the organism in Eukaryota, Metazoa, Chordata, Actinopteri, Centrarchiformes, Sinipercidae. The record is from RefSeq and is a predicted model, not a curated record. Bases 153 to 3965 code for a protein of 1270 amino acids. The transcript has 25 exons. Gene Ontology annotation, biological process: retinal rod cell development; non-motile cilium assembly. Gene Ontology annotation, cellular component: photoreceptor connecting cilium.
CAAAAGGCUUUCAGUUCGGAUAAAACUACAUUUCCCACAAAUCUCCUCGCAUGGCGCAUGCGUAGUAGCGUCAUAACGACAUGAAGAACUGUUAUGUUUUCAGUAGCAACCGUCAAUCUGGACUGAAUAAAGUCGUUGUAAAAGACUGAAAUAUGUCCACUCUACUUGAUGAGACAGCAGCAGAUGUGCCAGUCAGAGACAUCACAGUAACUCUGUCCCGACUUUCAGCAGGUCCACAAGAUUCAUCCGUGUAUCAAAAUGCUCGGGCGCGACAAGACAUCUCGCGGGUGUCCAGGGAGGAGCUGGAGGACCGGUUCCUGCGCCUCCAUGAGGAGACACUGCACCUCAAACAGCAUAUUCACAAACAGGAUGACAAGAUCAAGAAGCUGGGCACUAAGCUGAUGAGGCUGGUGAAGGACCGGGGUCGUAUCGAGCAGCUGGCAGUGGGGGGAGGCCAGCCGGCCUCCAGAGUGCGGGACGUGGAGAUGGAGGAGAUGAUAGAGGAGCUCCAGGAGAGAGUCCGGGGACUGCAGGCCGAGAACGAGGGACUGAAACAGCGCCUCCUCGUGGCCAAGCAGCAGCUCAUCAACUCGCAGAGCAGGAGGUCGACGCCAUACAGCCACGUCCAAUCACGAGUCAGCUCUGGGUUAAAGAAGCUGCGAGAUGACGCUUCCUCUCCUUCUCACACACGACCAAAAAGUACCAGGAGUUUGGAGGGAGGUGGGAGACCCCCGACCGGCCUCGUACCUCGAUUCGGACACAACCUGCUGGAGGAGGCGAGGGCCGAGAUCCGCAACCUAGAGAAUGUGAUCGAGCUCCAGCGGAGCCACAUGGAGGAGAUGGAGGGAGUCUCGGAGCGGCUGCGGGACGAACUGAGGAAGAAGGAGGCAGAAUAUCAGGAGAGGCUUCUGCAGGUCCGACAGCAGCAGACCUCCAAACUGAGGUCACAUGUCAACAGCAACGUGACGAUGAUCAAACUGCAGAAGCAGCUGGCUGACAGGUCCAGCAGCGUAACCGAGCUGGAGGGCCGAUUUCUACAACUACAAGAGAGUCAGAGGACCCUGAAGGUCAGUCAUGAUGCAGCGAUGCUGAAGGUGGACGAGCUGUCGGGUCAGCUGAAAGACGAGAGGCAGAAGAGUUUGGACCUGGAGAAACGGCUGCAGAGUUCGACCAUAUCCAAGAUGAAGAUGGAGCAGUUGCAGGAGCAGAUCAGUGAACUGGAGCAGGAGAAGGACCUGCUGAGGGAGAACAAUGAGAAACUGGUCAACAGUGCCUUUGAUGUGUCUCGGCAACAAAAGUGGCAGAUUCAGGAGCAGCAGCUGAAGUUACAGAUCGCCCAGCUAGAGACGGCGCUGAAGGCUGACCUCGUCGACAAAAACGAAAUCCUCGACAAAAUCAAGGCCGAGAGAGAUACAAGUGAGAAGCUGGCAGAAGAGAAUAAGAAACUUCAGAUCCAGUUUCUGGAACAGAAGCAGCAGCUGGAGGAACUCAGUGAUCAUUUGAAAUUCUACAGCAGGGAGAGUGAGUACGACGUGGCCGAACUCACCGAGGCGCUGCUGCUCAUUAAGACGCGUAACUCCCAGAGGAGCGGACAUCUGGACUUCCUGAAGGAGGUGGAGGAGGGAGCGAGCAGCAACGCAGAGAGCACCGUCCGAGAGCUCCGAGCCGCUCACGCUGAAACCAUCCAGGAGCUGGGCAAGACCAGAAACCUCCUCAGCAUGGAGAGCAAGAUCUGCAAAGACUACAAGGCGGAGCUGGAAGCUGUGUUAAAGAAGAUGGACAGCGACAGAGUCGAGUAUGAGCAGAAGCUGGAGCGGCAGGCCCAACUGCUGGACACGAGGGCAGCGAAGAUCAAGAAACUGGAAGCUCAGCUCAGAGACAUCGCCUACGGCAACAAAACCUACGUCUUCAAACCAGGCAUCACAGAUGAAGGCGAGACAGAUGAGUUUGAUGAAACUCUUCAGUUCGAGCAUGGAGAGAACCUUGUUGAACUUCAGAUAGUCGCCGCCACGCUGUCUCCGUCCGCCCUGGAGGCUCUGGGCGACCCUGAACCCUCCACCUUCUGCACCUACUCCUUCUAUUUGUUUGAGCUGCACUCCACUCCGGUGGUGACGGGCCAGAAACCAAAAUAUGGGUUCACAUCUAAGUACGUGGUGAGCAUGGACGACCGGUUCCUGGACUAUCUCCAUAGAUGCUCCGUCACCGUCGAGCUGCAUCAGGCCCUGGGUUUAGACUGGAGGACAGUGGCGACUGGUCAGCUUCGGCUGCAGCAGCUACUAGAGCAAGACGGAAAAGUUCAUGGGAGCGUGCCGCUGGUCGGUACGUCCGAUAAGGCGUGGUCCUUUGGCUCAGUGGAUUACUGGCUGAGGCUGAGGAUCCCCAUGACAGAGACCAUCCGUCUGUACAAAGAGAAGGUGAAGGCCGUCGGCUACAUCAACACUGCACUGAACCAAGACGCACAGCUGCAGCCACCCAGCAGCAGCUGGAAUGAACUCUACGUCACUGUCCAACGCUGCCGAGACCUGCAGUCCAGAAGCUCCCAGCAGCCGAGCCCCUACGUGGUCUACAAGGUCUUUGACUUCCCAGACCACCCGACCGCCACCGUUCACGACUGCUGCGACCCCCACUUCAACGACCUCAAGUCCUACUCCGUCCAGAUGGAUGUAGAUCUGGACCAGCACCUGAAGUCUGAGGUCCUUCAGUUUUACGUGUUCGACUACAAAGAGGAGCGGAUGGACACGUACCUGGGGAAGGCCAGAGUGCCUCUGCUGUCACUGGCCCAGGACAAGGGGGUCACUGGUGUGUUUGGGCUGACCGAUCCCUCUGGACUCCCCGCCGGCCAUAUUGAAGUGACGCUGAAGUGGAAGUUCACUUACCUCCCUCCGCCGGGCUCCAUCAUGACCGUCAAAGAGCCAAAGCUCAUCCCAAAAGAGAAGCACGUCGAGUUGACGGCUGAGCCGAGGCGGCAACAGCGCAGCGUGGAGGAAGAGAAGAAAGAUGCCGACACGCUGCAGGAGGAAGCCAAAGACCUUUUUCAUCGCUCCGCCUCUCUGCCUGAGGUCGCCACUGCGUCUAAGGCCCCGCUGCCCAAACUCAGACACAAGACACAAGUAAAGGAGGGACUGACGGCCAAAAAAGUCACAUUUGUAGAUCCCACAGCUGCGAACGACCAGGUUUUGUCAGAAGCGACUCCUCAAAGCACCGCAGAGGAAGAGGAUGAAGAAGAAGAGUCUCACUUCUCUGAAGGACAGCUGGUCCCAACGAGCUCUCAGUCCUGCUCAGACGAUUCUGAAAUCUCUGAGGAAAUCGUCGAAGAUGUCGAGGAGGCUCCAGCAGCCGAAGAGGAUCAGAGUGAAUCGAUUCAGUCCGACAGCGAUGACUGCAUUGUUCAUGGACAGGCCACGGGGAGGAAGCCCUCCCAGCGAGUGCGGGUGGAAAUUAUGUCUCUGAGCUUGAGGCCGGAGUCUCGGGCGGCCCGGGACGGCAGCGUGGUGCGUCUGUUUGUGGAGUACUCUCUCCUGGAUCUGCCCACGGAGGAAACCCCCCUGUCUCUGCCCAAACCCCCCCGGGGCAAGAGCAUCAACUACAACUACAGCAAAGUCAUUCCUGUGGACGCAGAGAACAACGGGGCGAGGCGGCGGCUGCUGAGGGGCGUCCUGCAGGGACGAAACCCUGAGAUGGAGAGAAUCCGGUUCACGGUGGUGAGCGAGCCUCCGGAGGAAGAGGAGCAGGAGAGGGAGUGUGAGGACGUGGGAGUGGCCUUCCUCAGGAUCCCUGAAAUCCUGGAGAAACAACGAGACCUGACUGAGACCAGCCUGAGCGUUCUGGACGUGGAGGACGGCAGCGAGGUGGUCGGCAGUCUGACUGUGUCUGUGGAGGGACUGGAGGCUCUGCAGGCCAUCAUGGAGGACCAGGACCAGGACCAGGAGCAAACCCCCGUCUCCUCUCUGCUUACAUCAGCAUGAGGCAACGACACUGACUCAACAUCACCUGACUCCACCGACACGGCAGGACCGACUCAGUGCUUGGUGAACGGGGGUUCAUUCAGGUUUUGCACUCUGGUGGUUUUUAGUAGAUAUUUGCACUGUGAAACAUGUCAGUUACUGCAUGUUCACACGUUUCUAAGCAUAAGGGGACUCGGAGUGUUUGAAUGAAUGACUGUUCAGGUCACUUCAACUGUUUCUUUGCCCAGGAGGCGCAGAUUUGGUUAUUUGCAGGUCAAAAUAAAUGCAGGGUUUUUAACCACGUUAGCAGCGCGGCUCUUUUUAAUGUUAAUGUCUGCCUGUCUGUCCACCUCUUCGGUCCAGACUGAAGCGUCUCAGCAGCUGCUUCAUCGUUCAUGCUCCCCUCAGGAUGAACUGUAAUAACUCUGCUGAUCCUCUGACUUUCCAUCUAGCGCCACCAUCAGGUCGACACGUUAACGAGUCUGCUGAACAUCAGCAUGUUAGCAUUUAGCUCAAAGCACCGCUGUGUCUGAGUGCAGCCUCAUAUAUUUCAGACAUCUAGGUUACAUUUAGCAAUUGUUUCAACAGCAUUUCAGUGACGAUACUUUAGUGUGUAAUAAGGAUUUGUUUCAUAUUGAAAUUCAGUCGUUACGUGUAACCAGAUCGAUCCCAGUUUUAAUGUGAACUUCGACACGUGUUUUGACCUGGAACUCACCAAACGGCUGCUCCGUGUGAUGGAAACAUGGUAAAGAAGCUGCGCUGGUCAGACUUGGCUGACGUCGGCAGGUGAACAGUCACCAUGUGGAAGUCUCAAUAAAAAGUGAACAUAAAGAUAAAGUGUAGUUUCCUUCCCUGUUAGAGAGGACUGUACUGUAUGAAGACAAAUGUACUGCGGUACGAUUAGGGAGACGUUAAUAUAUAACUGUAUCCUUACAUCCAGAAGCUAUUAUGACGUAUGUAAAGGUUUGUUGAUAAAACGUGCUGUUACAAUGAUCUAUUUUUAAAUGUGAAAAGAAUUUAAAGUUUGUACUGCAUUGAUGCACUGCAGUUAUUUAAUGUAUUUUAGGCAGAGGGGAUUCGUUAGUGAGUCUUCACCUGUUGAUGGGAUAUUUCCUGUAGCUCGGGUUCGGGGGACGACGAGCAGCGGUUUCAUUUAAUUUAGACGCUGGUCCAAACCUGCAGAAUAAUGUUUGUAAUGUUGUUUAUAGGAGAGAAAGGAGUCUUACAAGCGUGCCUUAAAUUUGAAACUUCCUGUAUGAUGUUUUGUAUUGUGCUCUAAUAAAGAGUGUUUUUUCUGUA